This is a messenger RNA of Arvicanthis niloticus (Nile rat), 3552 nucleotides long. It is a transcript of the gene Rnpc3, whose product is annotated as RNA binding region (RNP1, RRM) containing 3. Gene Ontology annotation, biological process: mRNA splicing, via spliceosome. Lineage: Eukaryota; Metazoa; Chordata; Mammalia; Rodentia; Muridae. The record is from RefSeq and is a predicted model, not a curated record. Gene Ontology annotation, cellular component: U12-type spliceosomal complex. Gene Ontology annotation, molecular function: pre-mRNA intronic binding; U12 snRNA binding; protein binding.
GACCAGAAUCCUUAGCGCGUAGCGGAAAAUAACUUCAGCUCAGCCUCGGUGACUGCGGGAGUUCGGCCGGAAGCUUCCGCACGGUAUCCGAUCCGUGUGAGGCUGGUUCGGCGUGGAAGAUGGCGGUGCCCGAGCCGCCGAUGCAGCUGUCGCGAGGAGGCCCAGGCUCCGCUUCCCUCUCUCCGUCCCGGGGCGACCGCACCCUCCUCGUCAGGCACCUGCCGGCCGAGCUGACGGCUGAGGAGAAGGAGGACUUACUAAAGUACUUCGGGGCGCAGUCGGUGCGCGUCCUGUCAGAUAAAGGGCGCCUGAAACAUACAGCAUUUGCUACUUUCCCUAAUGAAAAAGCAGCAGUAAAGGCAUUGACAAGACUCCAUCAGCUGAAACUUCUAGGUCAUACUUUAGUUGUUGAAUUUGCAAAAGAGCAAGAUCGAGUUCAUUCCCCUUGUCCCACCUCCAAUACAGAGAAAAAGAAAAGGUUGGAUGACACUGUGGAAAAUGAUAAAGAAAAGAAAGAGCCAGACGUUUUAACAGUAGAAAAUGGAAUUGCACCAAAUCAUGGGCUGACAUUUCCUCUAAAUUCAUGUCUCAAAUAUAUGUAUCCACCUCCUUCAAGCACAAUCCUUGCAAAUAUAGUAAAUGCUCUGGCAAGUGUCCCUAAAUUCUAUGUACAGGUGCUUCAUCUUAUGAAUAAAAUGAAUUUACCCACACCUUUUGGACCGAUUACUGCACGACCUCCUAUGUAUGAGGACUACAUGCCGUUGCAUGCCCCUCUUCCACCUACAUCCCCUCAACCACCUGAGGAGCCUCCCUUACCAGAUGAGGAUGAGGAUUUAUCUAGUAAAGAAUCAGAAUAUGAAAGCAGUGAUGAGGAAGACCGACAGAGAAUGAACAAACUAAUGGAACUAGCAAAUCUUCAGCCCCAAAGACCCAAAACAGUAAAGCCACGUCACGUGAGAAAAAAACGAAAAAUAAAAGACAUGUUGAAUAUACCUUCAUCGGCUUCACAUAGUUUUCAUCCUGUGCUGUUACCUUCGGAUGUAUUUGACCAACCACAACCUGUAGGUAAUAAAAAAAUAGAAUUCAAUAUAUCGACCAACAUGCCUGCAGCAUUUACCAAAGAUUUGGAGACUCAACAAAAUAAUGAGGAAAAGAAUUCUGAUUCACCAGACACUGGACUUGAUGAUUCAAAUACAGGAUUUGGAAAAAUCUUCCCCAAACCUAAUUUGAACAUCACAGAAGAGAUUAAAGAAGACUCUGAUGAAAUGCCCUCACAGUUUAUUUCUAGAAGAGAGUUGGAAAAGGGUCGUAUUUCUAGAGAAGAAAUGGAAACCCUUUCAGUUUUCAGAAGUUAUGAACCUGGUGAACCAAACUGCAGGAUUUAUGUAAAGAAUUUAGCCAGGCACGUUCAGGAAAAGGAUCUUAAAUUUAUCUUUGGAAGAUACGUUGACUUUUCUUCAGACACACAGCGGAUCAUGUUUGAUAUUCGCUUAAUGAAAGAAGGACGCAUGAAAGGACAAGCGUUUGUUGGACUUCCAAAUGAAAAAGCAGCAGCUAAAGCCUUGAAAGAAGCUAAUGGCUAUGUUCUUUUCGGAAAACCCAUGGUGGUUCAGUUUGCUCGAUCUGCUAGACCAAAACACGAUUCUAAAGAAGGAAAACGGAAGUGAUACAAACAAAUAAAGAAGCAUUCCUGCGUACAUACUGCUGUAAUACUGUCAUACAAGUGUAUCCUUUCUUGUUGUAUCCUUUUGGGGCAGUGGUUUUGUUUUGUUUCAUUUUGUUUUCCAGAAGUCCUUUGUCUACCUUCUAUCAUUUCUCCAGAUUAAGUACUUUUUAUUCUUUAUUCAAAUGAUACAUUUCUCAAAUUAGUUUUGUUUCCUGGAAAAAUACAUGUAUUUUAGAUGCCCUGGUUAAUAUUCUAUGCUAUCAUAUAAGUCAAUGAGUUUCAGGCAAAGUUAGUGAAUCAGGUCACUUGGUAUAUACAAUUGCUUGACCACAGUAUAUGGUAAUAUUUCUUGUAUAUUUGAAUUUCUUCAAUUUAAUUCAGGAACAUGCUUCCUGUUUUGUAUUAUAUCCCAUUUUGUUGUUGUUCUAGUUUCUUUUUUGUUGCUGUGAUAAAUACCCUGACAAAAAGUGACUUAGUGAAGAAGGGAUUUACUUGUCUUUCAAUUUACAGUCCAUUACCAUGGGGAAGUCAAGGCAUGAAUUUAAAGCAUAAUGUCCACAGUCAAGAGCAGAGAGAGAGAGAGAAUAAAUUCAUAGCUUGCCUAGUCUGAGCUGGCUUUUUCCUGUUAUACGCUGUUCAUGGUCCCCUUUCCUAAGGAAUGGUCUUACCCACAAUUGGUUGGAUCUUACAUUAGUGAACAGUCAAAACUAUGGUAUGCGCUCAUACCAACAUAAUCUAGAUAUUGCUUUAUUAAGACUUUUCCCAGGUAAUUCAAUAUUGUGUCAAGUUGAUAAUUAAAACUAUCCAGCACAGUUUUUCUGUAUAACAUGUUGCAAAAUUUAACUGGGAAAUGAUCUUUUUCUGUUAAUAGUAAAUAUAUUGAAAAGGAACAAGAUUUCUAUUAAAAAAAAAAACUCAAGGUACAAAAAGAUUGAGUGCCUUUGACAAGUAGAAGGAUUUCCUUUACUUUUUGUCUUUUCAAAACAAGAAAAUUCCAAAAACAAAAUUUAAAUACACACACACACACACACACACACACACACACACACACACAGAAUAACAGAUAAGACAUGUUUAUGUAGUUAUAUAGUUAGUAAAUUAUCUUCUAGAAGUAAGAACAAUGAUUCCAGGCUGUAUGAUGACUAUCUCCCAGAACAGCCAAUCUCAAAUUCUGUACAUUUAAAUUCUAAGAAUUUUAAAAUUUAUAAUAAUAAUUAUUUGUUGAUAUUUGUUUUCUGUCUUAGAGAUUGAUUCUCGUAUAUUAAUACAGAGAGACCCACCAAAGAAGAUGGUCGAUGUACAAGUAUUUCUAGAGUCUAGAUUCUAUCUCAGAGCUAAUAAAUCAGAAUUACUGGAAUAUGUCUUGUAAUAUAAUUUGAAAGUUUUACUUAAUAAUAGAAAGGACCACUGACAAAUUUACAUUUUUUUAGGAAAAUAAAAAUCCUAAAGAUUUUGUGGGAAAUGUUCCUAUUAUGAGUCCUUUAAAAAUGCUCAUAAUUAUGUUAUUUGAAAUUACCAAAAUUGAAAUUGCAGUCUCUUCAUAAUCACAAUUGAAAUAUUUUCAUUUUUAUUAUUAUAAGUAGCCUUUCUUUACAUGUAUUUUGUACUGACAUGAUUCACUAAUUUUCUGCAAAUAAAUAUUGGGCUUUUAAAACUUAAUGGAAUUAUUAUGAUUAUUUUUAAUGGGCCUUUGUGAUAUUUUAGGUUUCUUCUGAGUCCUGUAUCUUUCAAGUACUGUGGAACUUUGAGAGAAGAAACUGACCAUCUGGACUUUGGAACUGUGCGUAACAACUUUGAAAGCAUUAAAAAAUUACAUAUCUUCAAAUUAAUGUUUGGAGAUACAUUGCAAUGGCUUAUCAUAUAUAUAAUAAAUUAUUUUUUCUCAA